CAUGGGCUGUGUGAUUGGCUCGGAGGCACGUGACGAUGUACGGAAGUAUUUGAGGUCUGUGCUGUGUGCAUGGUUGAAUCCCUAAUCCAAAAUAUGGAGCAAACUAAUGACGGGGGCUUGGCCCAGGUCCGGCAUGUUGUGUUGGUCCUUUCAGGGAAAGGAGGUGUGGGCAAGAGCACCAUCACCACAGAGUUAGCGCUGGCUUUCAGGCAUGCUGGCAAGAAGGUUGGCAUCCUGGACGUGGACCUGUGUGGGCCCAGUAUCCCCCGCAUGCUGAGCAUCGGGCGGCCUGACGUACACCAGUGUGAUGCAGGGUGGGUGCCUGUCUACGCCGAUGCCCAGAAGAGCCUCGCCCUGAUGUCCAUCGGCUUCCUGCUGGAGGACCCAGAUGAAGCAGUGGUGUGGAGGGGGCCCAAGAAAAGUGCUAUGAUUGGCCAGUUUGUGUCGGAUGUAGCGUGGGGGGAACUGGAUGUGUUGCUGGUGGACACGCCGCCAGGGACGUCUGACGAGCAUUUGGCAGUACUGGAGAACCUUAAAAAACACAGAGUUGAUGGAGCCAUUUUGGUCACCACACCUCAGGCAGUAUCCACAGGGGAUGUGAGGAGGGAGAUCACCUUCUGUAAGAAGACAGGUGUACGGGUCCUGGGGAUCGUAGAGAACAUGAGUGGCUUUGUUUGUCCACACUGCUCGGAGUGCAGCAAUAUAUUCUCAAAAGGUGGCGGUGAAGACUUAGCCAAGCUGACUGGCUCAGUAUUCCUAGGUUCUGUGCCCUUGGAUCCUCUGCUCAGCUCCAGUAUAGAGGAGGGCAAAGACUUCAUGCAGUCAUUUCCCAACAGUGCCACCUUCAGUGCCAUCAACAGUAUAUCUCAGGCUCUGCUUAGCAGCCUCCAAAAUGAUUGAGACAUGAUUUUAUUUGCUCCAAAUUCUGGAUUAUGUUCAGAUUUUUAGCACAUAUGCUCUGUCUGAAGUACAGUAUGAUGCAGAAAUAUUAGUCUUUGUGCAGAUGUAAUGAUUUCUAUGUUGCAUUUUUGUACAGUUAAACAUUAUAUAAAACAA
Molecule: messenger RNA, 1056 nt
Organism: Dicentrarchus labrax (European seabass)
Lineage: Eukaryota; Metazoa; Chordata; Actinopteri; Moronidae
Gene: nubp2
Product: nucleotide binding protein 2 (MinD homolog, E. coli)
Exons: 7
Coding region: 70-900 (276 amino acids)
Biological process (GO): iron-sulfur cluster assembly
Cellular component (GO): cytosol
Molecular function (GO): 4 iron, 4 sulfur cluster binding; ATP-dependent FeS chaperone activity; ATP binding
Source: RefSeq, a predicted model, not a curated record